Messenger RNA from Protomyces lactucae-debilis, 1158 nucleotides. RefSeq names its product nucleotide-diphospho-sugar transferase. Gene Ontology annotation, molecular function: GTP binding; mannose-1-phosphate guanylyltransferase (GTP) activity. The record is from RefSeq and is a predicted model, not a curated record. Gene Ontology annotation, cellular component: cytoplasm. Bases 73 to 1158 code for a protein of 361 amino acids. Gene Ontology annotation, biological process: cell wall mannoprotein biosynthetic process; GDP-mannose biosynthetic process. The transcript is spliced from 2 exons. Lineage: Eukaryota; Fungi; Ascomycota; Taphrinomycetes; Taphrinales; Protomycetaceae.
CACACAAACACACCACUUCUAGUCAGACCCCCGGCCACUCGCUUCUCUUCUACCCCAGCAUCUCACAUCAUCAUGAAGGCCCUUAUUCUCGUCGGCGGUUUCGGAACACGUCUGCGGCCCUUGACAUUGACCCUGCCAAAGCCUCUUGUCGAGUUUGGCAACAAGCCCAUGAUCUUGCAUCAGGUAGAGGCGCUCGCUGAAGCCGGUGUCACAGAUAUCGUGCUCGCUGUCAAUUACCGCCCAGAGAUCAUGGUCGCUGCCCUUAAGCAGUACGAAGAGCUCUACAACAUCAAAAUCACAUUCAGCGUCGAGACAGAGCCCCUCGGCACAGCGGGUCCGUUGAAGUUGGCUGGCGAGAUCUUGGGCAAGGAUGACUCGCCUUUCUUUGUCCUCAACUCGGAUGUUAUUUGCGACUAUCCCUUCAAACAGCUGGUGGACUUCCACAAGUCUCACGGCGCAGAGGGUACGAUCAUCGUGACCAAGGUGGAUGAGCCGAGCAAGUACGGUGUUGUUGUGCACAAGGCCAACUCAACAGUCAUUGACCGCUUCGUUGAGAAGCCAGUCGAGUUUGUGGGCAACCGCAUCAAUGCCGGCAUCUACAUCUUCAAUCCGACCAUCCUCAACCGCAUCGAACUCAAGCCUACCUCGAUCGAGAAGGAGACGUUCCCCGCCAUGGUUGCUGAUGGGCAACUCCACACAUUUGAUCUUGAAGGCUUCUGGAUGGAUGUUGGUCAACCCAAGGACUUCUUGUCUGGUACAUGUCUUUACCUCACCUCGCUAGCUCGUCGGUCAGCAGACAAGUUGUCCAAGGAAUCCUUCGUCUAUGGCGGCAACGUCCUGGUUGAUCCUUCCGCCAAGAUUGGCAAGAACUGCAGAAUUGGACCCAACGUCGUGAUUGGACCCAAUGUUCGCAUUGGCGAUGGCGUUCGGUUGCAGCGAUGUGUCUUGCUCGAUGGCUCAACUGUCAAGGAUCACGCUUGGGUCAAAUCUUCUAUUAUUGGAUGGCACUCUGUCUUGGGUCGUUGGAGCCGGCUAGAGAAUAUCUGUGUGCUCGGUGACGAUGUCACAGUCAAAGACGAGGUCUACAUGAACGGCUCGAGCGUGCUGCCUCACAAGACCAUCGGCGCUAACGUCGAGACCCCUCAAAUCAUCAUGUGA